CCCUCCGGCAGUCGUGACGAUGCUGCGGUCAGCUGGCGUGCUGCUGCUGCUGCUGCUGGCGUGUCUGGCGACGCCCAGGGCUACCAACGACCACGGCCGCCACCGCAGGGCGCUCGUCUUCGGCAACAACGGCGUGCUGCAGUUCACCUUGGGGAUAGGCAUCCCUCUGAACAUCCCGAACCGGCGCGCGUCCAUGGGCUACGCGCUGCAGGCGCAGUUCUUCGUGCCGGUGAACGCGUCGCAGCUGGAGCCGCUGCUGGUGGCGAGGGGCGGGCGGCGCGGCGCGCGCGCGCUCUACCGGCGGCUGGAGGAAGCUGCGGGCGACGCGCGCUGCCUGCUGCGGGCCGUGUGCCACGCCGCCGCGGAGCCGCUGCACGCCGCAGGCCUGCUCGAGGAACUGCUCACCCUGCUGCUCACUCCGUCCGAAGACGCGGAUGGCGACGGCGACAGCGAGCUGGCAGAGUACCUGGCGGCGGAGCAGCUCGGAGCUUCCGGUGGCGACUGCGGAGCGGUGUACGGCGCAUGCGCCGAAUCCCCGCUGGACGCGUUCUCCCAGAGGAUCGAACCCUGGGAAUGGCAGGGGGACGCCCGGCCGGACCUCUAGGGAGCCGCGCCGCGUCUCCACAGACUCAGCAACAGCCCUGGGACUCACACGGCUGACGCCGCGCUGCGGGUGAAACCAGAUGCUCUGCAGUUCUGUCUUCGUGGGAUGAAUACGAAUGGGGGACUGCGAGACGCCUUCCGUCUCCACACAUUCUGCUACCGCACCUCUCCGCUUCCACUACAGCUCCUUUUCACGAGCGUCUUGCUUGUCCUCCUCGUGGCAAGUGAGUCUGUCGUAGUCCUGUACUGAAGACGCGUAUCGACCAGCAAGUAACUUCGGCAUUUAACUUUUGCUAGCAUUCGCUUACAUGUUUACAAUAGAACAAAACAUCCUACGAGCUAACUUCUGGAAGUCGCUUGGGUAAAUUAAUUUCAGUAAUUUGCUACAAGUGCUUACAGAAGCGUUUGCACCCGAGAUGGGCUAUUGGAGGUUUAGUGUUGUGCUUAAGACACAUAACAGCCGCCACCGUUGUUACGUUACCAUUGUUACUAAAGAAAAAUCGUGAUGGAAAACAUAAAGUUAAAAAAGAAUGAGAUGUUUAAUUGAAGAAAUGGAUAUAGAGGCACUAUUAAACGGACUAAAAUUAUGUCCUUUCGCGGAGAUUAAAAAUUUUCUGAGAACGUUGUAUGCAAACUUUGAACACCUCUUGUCUAGUUUGCAAUCAUUUAUUCCGAACAGGAGACGAAAGUGCGGCAGGCUAUAUCACCAUGAGAUCACCUUUUAACUACUGUUAGAUUUUUCCAAAGAGUGUUUAUUACCUCCGUUUCUGUAUGUUAUCCGUCUUGAGCGGACUGCAAUUUAAUUAAAAUGAGUUACACCAGAUGUGUUUCGCUUUUAUUUAUGACAUCUUCCGUCGUUAUUUGCAAACUGGAUAUAUACGUUUCUAUAUUUUAUAAUUGCUUUAGGCUAAAAACAACGUUUCGUUUAUAAAGUUGGUGUUUCAUUGCAUAUUCUGCUCCUUCCAUCGUUGCUAGCAGCGGUUGGCGUCGGAAGACUUCGUUUCAUAUUUGCACUUGCCAGUUUUUGCAAUUCUGCAGUAUUUCUUGCUCUCCAUUAUUUACACUUCACAUUCUUACACUGUUUCUCAUUCCGCACUGCAAAUGUGUUUAUGUAUGUUCGUUAGUUUUCGUUUACGUCUUGAAUGUUACCCAUCUGUGAAACUACUUUGCCGGCCAAGGUGGCCGAGCGGUUCUAGGCGCUACAGCCUGGAACCGCGCGACCGCUACGGUCGCAGGUUCAAAUCCUGCCUCGGGCAUGGAUUGUGUGAUGUCCUUAGGUUAGUUAGGUUUAAGUAGUUCUAAGUUCUAGGGGACAGAUGACCUCAGAAGUUAAGUCCCAUAGUGCUCAGAGCCAUUUUUGAACCUACUUUUUUCUGGUA
Messenger RNA from Schistocerca gregaria, 1982 nucleotides. RefSeq lists its product as uncharacterized. Lineage: Eukaryota; Metazoa; Arthropoda; Insecta; Orthoptera; Acrididae. The record is from RefSeq and is a predicted model, not a curated record. The coding region runs from base 20 to 604 and encodes 194 amino acids. The transcript is spliced from 3 exons.